Molecule: messenger RNA, 1687 nt
Organism: Colius striatus (speckled mousebird)
Lineage: Eukaryota; Metazoa; Chordata; Aves; Coliiformes; Coliidae
Product: immunoglobulin delta heavy chain-like
Exons: 8
Coding region: 65-994 (309 amino acids)
Biological process (GO): phagocytosis, engulfment; defense response to bacterium; innate immune response
Cellular component (GO): external side of plasma membrane; immunoglobulin complex, circulating; blood microparticle
Molecular function (GO): immunoglobulin receptor binding; antigen binding
Source: RefSeq, a predicted model, not a curated record
AAAGAGAAGUAGGUCUGAGCCCAUCUCAGCCCCACAAUUUUACCUUCCUGCUUCAAGGUGCACCAUGCAAAUUCCUCUGGGGAUGCCUGCAAUGCUCCUCUGGAUGCUGAUCAUGACCUUUGCUGCUGCACUUAAAGAUACACUUUCCCCGAUAAAGAUGGUGGCAUCUGGUCCCACUGAGGGGAAGGUCUCUGGAUCACUCCCACUCACCUGUACUGUGACAGGAGCAGCUCUGGAUAGCCAUCUAUAUGACUGGAAUUGUGUCCGUCAGGCCCCAGGAGGGGAGCUGCAAUUUCUAGGCUGGAUCUAUCCUUUUGGGAAUAACACAGGCUAUGCCCCAUCCUUCCAAGGCCGAGUCACCAUCUCUGCAGACAAAGAAAAAAACAAGGUCUCCCUGCAGCUGCGUGCCCUUACAGCUUUAGACACAGCCACCUAUUUCUGUGCCAGGCAGAACACGGAAGGAGAAAUUGUUGUGGCAACAGACAAGCUCGUGUUUGGAACUGGGAUCACUUUUUCAGUUGAGCCAAGUAAUCAAGAAGAAUCUGCCCCAGAAGUCAUUGUGCUUAAAUCAAAGGAACCCAAACAAUAUGAUAACAAACUGAACAUGGCUUGUUUGGCACAGAAUUUCAAUCCAAAGAACAUCAGCCUGUAUGUGCCCAAGAGUGACACUGUAUAUGAUCUGAAGGCCCCUCUUGUCACAUCUGAAGGGAUGUAUAGUACCAUGAAGGUAGCUGAAGUGGAACCAGAUGCAGAGAUGACCUGCAAAGCUGUGUACAAGGGGAACAAGGCUACAGCAAACAUAAUUCUGCCAGAAGAGAAAAUUGAGGAAUUUGAAACAGUUCAUUCUUGCAGUGUUACAGAUGCUGCCGCAAAAGUGGAUGCCAAAAUGGAGAAAAUUAAUAUGCUCUUCCUGGCUGUUUUGGGUUUGAGGAUCCUGCUGGCAAAAAGCAUUGCCUUCAAUGCAGUCAUGAGUAUCAAGCUGUUUCUCUUCUGAGGUUGAGGUCUUGAGUAAAUGAGCUAACAACAGGCUGAAGAAGAGCAGCAAAGAACACACAGCUGGAUAAUUUAAACACCAUGAGUUCGUUUUUGCUACCAAUAAAUAUUUAAAGAAUCAACAACACAUGCCCCCCUCCCAGUUCCUGUAAAUCUAUGAGUUCCUUUCCUUCAUCACAGUCAGUUAACACCAUCUGGAAGCCUUCUUAAACAGCUAAUACUGAUGAAAUUUUGUCUAUCUUCUUUUGUCUAUCUUAGUUGCGUUAAUUGUUAGAACAAUUUUUGUUAUUUCUUAUUUCCAUAAGAGAUUUCCUUCAUCCCUCUGCUAAGCAGGACUAGUUAGCUCUCCCACUGCUAUAUCCAUUGCACUUAAAUACCCAAAUUGCUUAGAUAGAGUCAUUGACUUUAAACUCAACUUUAUACUUACUACGCUUUAAAAAAACACCAUCCCCAGUCAUAGUAGAGUAUUGUCCACAGAAGUAAUGCUUUUCUACUUUGAGACCCCAGGCACAGAGGGAGCAUUGUAUAGUCUUAAUUUUUAGAAGAUUUUAUUACAGGCAAUUUUCUGGUGCAGAUAACUAGACCUCCAGUGAAUCUGAAGGAACUCCCUUCAGCCCAGCACACAGUAUUUUCAGUUCUGCCUCUUCUGCAGAACAUUUUUAUUAAACAUACAGUACCUGCAUUUUAGGUUUCC